Molecule: messenger RNA, 3003 nt
Organism: Trypanosoma theileri
Lineage: Eukaryota; Euglenozoa; Kinetoplastea; Trypanosomatida; Trypanosomatidae
Product: putative protein transport protein Sec24C
Exons: 1
Coding region: 1-3003 (1000 amino acids)
Biological process (GO): COPII-coated vesicle cargo loading; endoplasmic reticulum to Golgi vesicle-mediated transport; intracellular protein transport
Cellular component (GO): endoplasmic reticulum exit site; COPII vesicle coat
Molecular function (GO): zinc ion binding; SNARE binding
Source: RefSeq, a predicted model, not a curated record
AUGUACUAUCCAUACGGUGGGGCCCAACAGCCACAACAGCCGCAGCCGCCAGGGCAAUCCACACCGCAAUAUCAUCCACAGCAGCAACAGUCACCGCCACCAACGAUGUUUGGGCAAAUGCCAGGGCCCUCCCCAUCGUGGAAUGAGUAUGGAAACCAACAAUAUACUCCUGCUAUUCCUCUUAGUACAACUACUACAACUACUAGUAAUACUAAUGCUAAUACGGCAGGAGCUGGUGUAUACCAAGAUCCGUAUACUUCUGCUGCUGGGGUGAAUGGAUUACAUGACUAUAAUAGUACUUACUACCAAACUUCUAACCAACCACAACAGCAAUCUUAUCAUAAUUAUCAACAACCACCACCACAACAGCAGCAGCAGCAGCAGCAACCACUACCACCACAACAACAGAUGCAAGGAAUGCAAACACAAUCACCACAGUCAGCUGCGGUUCCUUCCCCAAUGCCACAUGUAGGAGGACCUCCUUUGAUGGCUUCUAAUUUACCACAACGGGGGGCGCCUAUUCCUUCCACAGAUCCGGUUCAGCAGAACCGUCAACCCCUUACACCUACCACGGAUGCUUUUAGCAAUACUUAUAAUAAUAAUAAUAAUAAUAAUUCAACAAGUCAACGUGAUCGAUGUGUGACACCUAUUGGAAAGUAUGCACGAAUACCACCUAAACGUCAAGUUGAUCUUAAAAGUGCACCAAAUCCCCGUCGGGAUAUUUCGCAGAAACCAGAAGAACAUGAAUAUCGUACAUCCUCUGGACAAAUGCCAAUGAGUGUUUUUGAUUUUGUUGCCAUUGAUGAUGGUAAUGCGAGUGCCAAAUUCUUCCGUCCAACAACCUGUUCCAUCCCAUCAGAGGAACGACUUGUAAAAGACAGUAAAGUCUCCUUUGGGGCUGUACUCGCCCCUCUCUGUCGUCCAUUACAUCCAAGUGAAGAAGUUCCUAUUGUGGAAGGCCGUCCACCUGCGCGGUGUCAUCGUUGUCGUGGGUAUAUUUCUUGCCAUGCACGGUUUACAGAUAUGGGUCGUUAUUGGGUGUGUCCACUCUGUUCCAUGUCUAAUGAAGUGGAAGAGGCCUAUUUUUGUAAUUUGGAUGCUCGUAAUAAUCGUUUGGAUCGUGCAGAAAAACCAGAAUUGGCUCGUGGAAGUGUAGAAUAUGAUGUUGGUCCAUAUGAUGAAUAUUCACUUCGAGAUGAAAAGGAAAAUCCUAUUCCUAUGAGACCAUUACAUUAUUUAUUUUUAAUAGAUGUCUCUCAAAAGGCAGCAACAACUUUCUUAUCUGAUUAUGUGGAUGCCUUAUUAAAAUCUUUACAUGAAAUGGCACAACAAUAUCCACAAUGUCGUGUGGCUUUUAUUACUUAUGCCUCUACUUUACAUUUCUAUAAUGUACGUCAUCCUCGUAUUCCACAAUUAAUUGUUGCCGAUGUGGAUAAUCCAUUUGUACCUUUACCCUUUACAAGUCUUUGUUGGUUAACGCUUGGGACCGAUUUAGAUCUUGUGGAUGCCUUUCUCAUGCGAGUACCGGAGUAUGCAGAUGAUUUACGAGAAACCGAUAGUGCGUUAGGGGCGGCUGUACAAGUGGCCAUGUUAGUAUUAGCCGGACAACACGGUGGUCAUGUGGUGGUGAGUGCACAUAAAGCUCCACAGUGUGGAAUUGGAGCCAUUAAGUUAAGAGAACAACACACUUUAUAUGGAACAGAUAAAGAAAAGGAACUCCUUCGUCCGAUUGAAGGAUUUUGGAAAACUACGGCUACUACAUGUGCAAAACAACAAAUUUCUUUUGAUCUUCACAUGUUUGCAGAUCAAUAUUGUGAAUUAGUAACCCUUUCACAACCUUGUCAUCUCUCUAAUGGUCGGGUACAUUUAUUUCCAAACUAUGAUCGGGAAACGGAUGCUACUAAAGUUCAAGCUGUAUUGGAUCAAGUCUUAUUAGAAGAAGCGGGUUAUGCUGGUAUAUUACGGGUUCGAUGUAGUACGGGAUUACGUGUACAAGGUUAUCAUGGUCAUUUUCUUUCACAAGAUUCACAUGAUAUGGAUCUUGCUCAUGUACAAGGUUCUUCUACUUUUUUUGUAGAGUUUGCACAUGAAGGAAAAUUGGAAAAAAAUUCACAUGCAUUUUUUCAAACAGCACUUCUUUACACCACACGUGGAGGUCAAAGACGUGUUCGUGUGCAUUCAGUUCGAAUGCCUGUAGUGACAACUCUAUUAGCGGUAUUUGAUGCGGAUCUGGAAGCCACACUUGUAGGAUAUAUUCACGAAGCCGUAGGGAAUGCAGUGAAUAAAGGAUUACAAUAUGCACGAAAUGCAGCACAGGAACGUGUAUUGAAAAUGCUUAUUGCCUAUCGUCGUGUUUGUACAUCUAAUAGUAGUACUUCAUUAUUAAUGCCAUCUCGUUUACGACUUCUUCCACUUUAUGUACUUUCAUUAUUAAAAGCAGAUGCCUUAGUAGAAGGAACAACAGUUCGUAUUGAUGAUCGAGUACAAAAGUUAUUUCAUCUCAUGACUAUUCCUAUGCAUCAAUGUUUAAUGUAUUUAUAUCCCACUCUUUAUGCAGUUCAUUUAUUACCAUCGGAUGCUAAUAGUGGUACAUUAGAUCCAACUACUGGACGUUGUAUUAUGCCAGGAUGGCGUCAAUUAUUUUAUGAAAGUAUUACCAGUGAUGGAGUUUAUGUGUUGUGUGAUGAACAGGCACGAUUGGUGUAUCUCUGGGUUGGAUCUCAAGUCUCUCCACAAAUAUCUAAAGAAUUAUUUGGAACAGAGAUUGCCGCGGAAGUGGGCCGUACGGUAUUCUUUGACGGCUUUGGAGAGAAACUCCGUAAUGUCUUGUGGGCCUGUCUUUUACGAGAUGAUGGGAUGCGGCGGCUUAUCAUUCUACACGAGAAGGACCGUGCGGAAGAUGCCUUCUUUAGACAAUUGAAGGAAGAGAAUGAGGGAGGAGUGAUGGGAUAUGAUCAAUUCCUUGUGCGUCUACACAAGGAUGUGAAUAAGGCACUCGCAUAG